AGUACUGGCCACCAGCAGCGCUUUUCGCACAGGGGAAAAACAAGCUUCGGAUUGGGGGAAAAAAAAAAAAAAAAAAAAGAAAAAGAAAGGAAAGUGAUCGAGAGAAAGGAGACAUGAGGGGAUUGAUCGUUUUCAUCGCAACGGUGGCCAGCUGCAGAGCCGGUUUCCUCGGCUCGCCCUCGUUCGGCGAGCCCCAGGUGCACCCCCAACCGGCGCCCCAGAGGUUCGCACCCCCGGCACCGGUUGGCCAAGACGGAAACGUGAUCGAUACCCCGGAAGUCGCCCAAGCGAAGGCUGCCCACUUCGCGGAAUUCGCUAGGGCCGCGGCCAGAGCCGCCGAGGAGAGCAAGAAUCAGCCCCAAUCGGUCGAGUACAAUCCCCAGUCCCAAGCCUACAACUUCCCCUCUUCCCAACCCUCCACCUACGUCAGGCAGCAAGCCUAUCAGCCGCCCGCGCCGAUCUACCAAUCUGCUCCAGCACCGGCGCCAAUGUACAAUCAACCGAAUACGGUAUCAGCCGGUUACCAGCCGCAGUAUACGGGAAAUACGAACUUUGUCGGGCAGCAAAGUUUCGCUGCCAACGUGAAACCCACCCCUUUCGUGCCUGCGCCCCUCGCGGAGGAUGGGACUGUAAUCGAUACGCCGGAAGUGGCCGCUCUUAAGGCAGCCAGGUUGGCAGAAUUGGCCGAGGCCGAGGCGAGGGCGUAUAAGUUUGCACAGGAAUACAAACCGGAAGUCCAAGGCCAAGCUUAUGCUAGUCCACCAGCCGCUCCAGUCCAAUACAAUUCUCCCGCGGCUAGAGUAUUUCCUGGCGCAGCGCCCUCGUAUCCCGCGGCGCAACCAGCAUUUGGCAAACCUGCUUUCCAACCUCAAAAUUAUCAAUCGCAGCAAUUAGUCGGAGCUUAUUAA
Apis laboriosa (Himalayan honeybee) is the source of this 908-nucleotide messenger RNA. Its product is annotated as pupal cuticle protein-like. The coding region runs from base 114 to 908 and encodes 264 amino acids. The record is from RefSeq and is a predicted model, not a curated record. The transcript has 4 exons. NCBI's taxonomy places the organism in Eukaryota, Metazoa, Arthropoda, Insecta, Hymenoptera, Apidae.